CCCUUCGAAAAGUGGGAAGUCGGGUCUUUUCUUGUGGCACUCAGCAGGUAAAAUAAAACUGCACUCACCAUUGGCAGAGUAAUGUUUUGGCACUGUCAUUAGCUCGAGACAAGGACGAGAACAACAUGGGAGACACUACCUGCAGUAAAGCUGGCCACCUGUCAGACCCACAGCUUUUCGACACAUACUUUGAGAAGCUGCUGUGUGAGUUGACGGAGCAGGAUUUCACAGAUCCGGUACUUGCUGAUGCUCUCAGCAGGCUCAAAGAGGUACUGCAGUACAAUGCCACAGGAGGCAAGAGGAACCGUGGCUUGUCUGUGAUUGGCUCACUGCGUGAGUUGAUCCCGCCUGCCAAGCUGUCACCUGAAGAAGUGGAGCGUGCCCUGUUGGUUGGAUGGUGCAUUGAACUGCUGCAGGCCUUCUUCUUGGUAGCAGAUGAUAUAAUGGAUGCCUCAGUAACACGGAGAGGUCAGCCAUGCUGGUAUAAGAAGGAAGGCAUUGGCCUGGAUGCUAUUAAUGAUGCUUUUCUCCUGGAGGGGUCCAUCUACCGCCUUCUGCGUAGGCAUUGCAGAAGGCAGCCCUAUUACGUCCAUUUGUUGGAGCUUUUUACUGAGACAUCGUUCCAGACAGAGCUGGGCCAAGCCCUCGAUCUGAUGACUGCUCCCCCAAACAAGAUCGAUUUACACCGUUUUACCAUGGACAGAUAUAAAGCCAUAGUGAAGUACAAGACUGCAUUCUACUCUUUUUAUCUUCCAGUGGCUGCAGCAAUGUAUAUGGCAGGUAUUGACAGUGAAGUGGAACACAACAAUGCUAAACACAUCUUGCUUGAAAUGGGAGAGUUCUUUCAGAUUCAGGACGAUUACUUGGAUUGCUAUGGUGAUCCUGCUGUAACGGGCAAGAUUGGCACUGACAUCCAGGACAAUAAGUGCAGCUGGCUUGUGGUGACGGCACUGAGGGUGAUGACCCCCGAGCAGAGGGUGGAGCUAGAGGCAUGCUAUGGCCGGAGCGAUGCUGAGAGCGUAGAGCGAGUGAAGGCACUUUAUGACACUCUGGAAAUGCCUCUACGAUACCACCAGUACGAGGAAGAGAGCUACCUGCGACUCCAAAACCUCAUCCAGCAGCAUGCACAAAACCUUUCCCAUGCAGUUUUUCUUAACUUUGCCAAGAAAAUCUAUAAGAGAAACAAAUGAGGAUUUUUAUUUUGCAAGAGCAUGGAAAACUAUGUAAAGGAAGUUUAAUGAAAAACAGCACAAAAAAUGGAAAGUAGUGCAUUUAAUCAGUGGUGUAAAUAUGUUCCCAAAAGUAUAGACAUGUAUGUCUAAAAACUUUAGAAAUAUGGUAUUUUUUCACACAAGUGUUGGCCGUUGAAACUUUUGAGAGAUCUAUUUCCAUAAUUAUACUUGUUUUAUCAGUAAAGGUAAUAGCAGUCUUGUGGCCCGGGAGAUGAUAUUUCAUAAAAGAUAUCAGCUUAAGGCAGAGGGAAACAAAAUGUUGGUUAUCUGGCAGCGAUUGGUACCGAUCCGAUCUGUUACUCUGUUCUCCUCAGUGGGUUCUUUAUUUGGCUUUGUGCAUUGUUUAAAGACUGAACUACCACUGCUGAAGCAGAAAUGAACUCAAACAGAAAUCCCUAACUGUCUCCACUGUUCAUCUGUUUACCAACCUGUUUUUCUGCCAAAGAUAUUAUCCGUGGUAGGAUAAAUAGCUUUCUGAUGGGAACUGCUAAAAAGAAGCGAAUCAGAAAUUACUGUGACAAUGAAAAAUAUUUUAAAGUAUUUAUAAUGUAAAACUGAAACGGUGCUGUGUUUCAAAUCCCAGCCAUUUACUGUCAACCUGGAUGCUGUUAAUAAAAAAGGUCACAUAAUA
Molecule: messenger RNA, 1863 nt
Organism: Hemibagrus wyckioides
Lineage: Eukaryota; Metazoa; Chordata; Actinopteri; Siluriformes; Bagridae
Gene: fdps
Product: farnesyl diphosphate synthase (farnesyl pyrophosphate synthetase, dimethylallyltranstransferase, geranyltranstransferase)
Exons: 10
Coding region: 126-1190 (354 amino acids)
Biological process (GO): trans, trans-farnesyl diphosphate biosynthetic process
Cellular component (GO): cytoplasm
Molecular function (GO): dimethylallyltranstransferase activity; (2E,6E)-farnesyl diphosphate synthase activity
Source: RefSeq, a predicted model, not a curated record